GAAAGGAGGGAAUGAUGUUCAGCGCAAAAAAAAAAAAAAAGGAUCCACUUUACUCGACCAUUGCCCCCACGACGUGUGCUUGCGUUAUCUGAGUACCGCUGCCUGUCACCCCAUAGUCAAAGGCUAGCUCAAAACGAAAUGCAGCUGAAGGAACAGGUCGUUCUAGGCUGUCCUUUGUGGGGACAGGAGACAGCAAACAGAGAAAGAACAAAAGGGCGUAACAAACCUCUACUGCAAGUCCCGUCGCCACCAAAAAUAAAGGUGUGUGGGGUAAGAGCAUAGCAGUCCUAUCUGUCAGCUUGAACAGGGUAGGCCCAAGCACUUUCGACCUGCGACUCUGAUUUGAUUCCCUUCUUUUUACUCAUUCCACCCACCCUCGACCGUCCAGAACAAGCCAACCAUGGACCACAAGCGGACCAACAACAACAGGAUCACUCGCCAGGAUGAUUCAGGGACAUUCUACAGAGAUAUCGCCUUUGUGCCCAGUGGCACAUUAGCCAUGAAGGAGACUGCCGCAACCUCCACCCAAAAUAGCAAGCAAGAGGAUGCAGUCCAUGUCCGAGAGUUUUACAAAGCUGUGCUGGCAAUGCCACGGACGGUAGCUCCCACGAAACGGAAAUCACAAAGGAAGCAGCGAAGCACUUCUAGGGCACAAGAACUAUCACGAAACAACAUACAAAAGCCUACUCCAAUGCCAUCACAGUCACCAGACGACUCGGUAGCAAGUAUCACAGAGGGAUCAACACCACUAGCGCCAUCGAUAUCAUCAGAUCCCUCAGCAACGACGUCUUCAUCCUCAAUACCAGAAACGACUCCCUCAUCCUCCGAAGAAAUCGUCCGAAGGAACUGGCAAACAAAUCAUGGACCCGCUAGAGUCGUAGCCGAAGGACAUGUCCUUUGCGAAUCAUGUCAGAUCGAGGUCCGCGAGGAUGACCUUGAUAGGCACCAGCGUGGAACUGCCCAUCUGAUGUCACAAGAAUCGCCUAUCAAGCCCUUGGAUACCCUGAUACUUGGACAUUCCAAUAAGGGGUUCAGGAUGUUGGUCAAUAGCGGGUGGGAUUACGAAAAGGGACUCGGAGCUCAAGGUCAAGGCGCGCGACAUCCUGUUGCAACACGACUCAAGCACGAUCGACUAGCCCUAGGAGCCGUCGGUGCCAGCAAAAAAGUCGUGACACAUACUUUUGAAGAGAUCGAGAAGAGCCGGACAAAACUCGUUCCUAAGAAGGGUGCCGUUGAACUUGGAGGACUAUAGGCGUAUGGCAGAGAAGGAGCGGCGCGACCGGGUCAAGCUGAUGACAUACAUGAAGAAGUAGAGAGAAACCAGGGACCACACAAUGUGCGGAGCAAAUUUUCAAGCUCAAUUGCUGUGCUUCUGGAGCAUGAUCUUCUCAUUGGACCACCGAACAAUGGUAUCAUAGUUGAUGGAAAGGUCAAAUGAAGU
Messenger RNA from Gamsiella multidivaricata, 1441 nucleotides. RefSeq lists its product as uncharacterized. The coding region runs from base 401 to 1252 and encodes 283 amino acids. The record is from RefSeq and is a predicted model, not a curated record. NCBI's taxonomy places the organism in Eukaryota, Fungi, Mortierellomycota, Mortierellomycetes, Mortierellales, Mortierellaceae. Gene Ontology annotation, molecular function: nucleic acid binding. The transcript has 4 exons.